Molecule: messenger RNA, 1692 nt
Organism: Myotis davidii
Lineage: Eukaryota; Metazoa; Chordata; Mammalia; Chiroptera; Vespertilionidae
Gene: GP6
Product: glycoprotein VI platelet
Exons: 7
Coding region: 30-1196 (388 amino acids)
Source: RefSeq, a predicted model, not a curated record
UUCCUAUACAUGGAACGUAGGGGCCUGUCAUGUUAGCUCCUUUCGCUUCAGUUAGGGGCCUGUGUAUCUCCCAAAACAAUGCCGACGAGAGGCCCAGAAGGCACGCCGAUGCCUCAUCCUGGCGUCCAGCCCCCGGGAAGUGUGGGUCCCCGGACGCCCUAGCCCUGGGUCCUUUCCUUCUGUCCCCAGGGCUGUGUCUGCGGCAGGUGAUACAGGCUCAGGACGGGCCACUGCCCAAGCCCACCCUCCGGGCGCUGCCCAGCCCCCUGGUGCCCCUGGACAAGCGGGUGACCAUCCGCUGCCAGGGUCCCCCCGGCGUGGACUUGUACCGCCUGGAGAAGCUGAGGUCCGGGAAGUACAUGAACGUGGCCUCCCUCGACAUCCCGGCCAUGCAGUAUACCUCUGCCGGGCCGUACCGCUGCUCCUACCAGAACGGCAGUCGCUGGUCCCUGCCCAGCGAGCAGCUGGAGCUGGUGGCCACCGGAGUGUAUGAGAAGCCCACGCUCUCGGCCCAGCCCGGCCCUUCGGUGUCCCUCGGAGAGGACGUGACGCUCCAGUGCCAGAGCAAAUACGGUUUUGACCAAUACGCUCUAUACAAGAAGGUGGACACUGGGCCUUACAAGGGCCCUGAGCGGUGGGAGCGGGCCAACUUGCCCAUCACCACGGUCACGGCCGCCCACAGCGGGACCUACCAGUGCUACAGCUUCUCCAGCAGCAACCCGUACCUGUGGUCCGCCCCCAGCGACCCCCUGGAGCUUGUGGUCACGGGGACCUCUGGGACACCGAGCCAGUUACCCACAGAAGCACCUUCCUCUACAACACGGCCUUCUAGGGAUACCACCACCUUUUCAGGGGGGCCAGACUCUACAACUGAGCCUUCUAGGGACACCACCAUCUUUUCCAAGAGGCCAGGCUCUACAACUGGCCUCACCCAUCAGGACUACACUAAGGGGAACCUGGUCCGGAUAUGCCUCGGGGCUGCGAUUCUCUUACUCCUGGCGGGCAUCCUGGUAGAAGAUUGGCACAGCCGGAAGAAAUUCCCGCUGCACUGGGUCCCGGCUGUCCACAGGCCACUCCCACCCCUCCCACGGGCUCAGAAGUCACAAAGUGGUCAGGACGGGGGUCGACCAGUUGGCCAUCCCCAGCGUUUGCCACCAUCAGAACCUCAAGACGUGGUUGUAUCCAAGAGGUCAUGAGAGCAGGGAGGGGACUUGGCGUGCAUGCGUAUGCGUGUGUGUGUGUGUGUGUGUGUGUGUGUGUGUGUGUGUCUUCUAGGGGCUCCGUCAAGAAGCCAUUGAGUCAGUGUCUAUUUGGCUUCCUGAUUGCUUCUCAGCCUUUAAGGCCAAGUGCACUUGGCUUCCUGUUGAUUAACCAAAGAACUUAUAUGCAUAUAUUCAUUGCUCAUGGACACAGACAAUAGGGUGGUAUAAGCCUGGGGCCCGGCUGGGCGGGAACUGGGUGAAGAGGAGCAAUGGGGGGAAGAAAUGGAGGACAUCCGUAAGACUCAACAAUGAAGAUUAAAAAAAAGAGAACUCCCUCUGUUUGGGGCGGAAAGAAUCAAACCAGCAACCCCUCAGUCCGCCGGCCAAUGCUCUAUCCACUGAGCCAAACCGGCUAGGGCCAGUCCCUCAUGUCUUGCACAUUGUGGCUCUUACAACUUCCUCACCGCAUCAUCGUACUUCCCUCUUUUUU